Messenger RNA from Bradysia coprophila, 1218 nucleotides. RefSeq lists its product as uncharacterized. The record is from RefSeq and is a predicted model, not a curated record. Lineage: Eukaryota; Metazoa; Arthropoda; Insecta; Diptera; Sciaridae.
GGGUCAUCUAGACAACGGCUGGCACAUUCAAUCACCAUUCCUUUUAACGAAUACUGAAAGUAAAAGCACCAUGAAUUCCUUCGCAGCGAUUCUAGCAUUCGCUGUGGUUGCUGUUGCUGUUGCAGAACCACCUUCACCAUAUCAAUAUAACAGACCAGGAGGUUCCGGUGGAUUUUCAUCUGGUGGUGGCGGUGGAUUCUCAUCUGGUGGUGGCGGUGGAUUCUCAUCUGGUGGUGGCGGUGGAUACUCAUCUGGCGGUGGCGGUGGAUUUUCAUCUGGUGGCGGUGGAACCAGUUAUGCAUCGAAUGGUGGAUAUGCUUCAGGAGGCGGCGGUGGUGGACGUGGAGGUGGUUUCUCAUCAGGCGGUGGAUUCUCGUCAGGCGGUGGAUUUUCGUCAGGUGGAGGAUUUUCAUCUGGCGGUGGCGGUGGAUACCAAGCUGUUCCAAGUGGCGUUCAAACAUCCGAAGGACAAUACGUCGAUCCACAAUUGUUGGAACAAGUACGACAAAUCCUAUUAAAGGAAGAAAGUCAAUCUGGUGGAGGCGGAUUCGGUGGCGGUGGAUUCGGUGGCGGCAGUUUCGGUGGAAGCAGUGGUGGUGGUGGUGGAUAUCCAUCAGCACCAUCUGGCAGUUAUGGACCACCAUCGGGAAGUUACGGACCACCAUCAAGCAGCUACGGACCACCAUCACAAAGCUAUGGCGCACCAAGUUCUUCAUCGCGUGUCACUGGUAUCGAUUUGGAAAAUGCAAUUCAAGCCCUUCAAGUUGCCCAAUUCCAUCAACAGUCGCAAUCGAGCAGCGGAGGCCAAAUUGGUGGUGGAAGCGGUGGUUAUCCAUCAGGACCAUCGAAUGGUGGAUAUCCAUCUGGUCCGUCGCCAAGAACACCAAGCGGCAGCUACGGUGCUCCAUUUUAAGUCAAUUGCAUAAUGUCAAAUUCACCAAAAAUUAAAAAUUAAGAAGAAAAAGAAAUGACCGACAGCGAACACUCUAAACUGAUCAUGAUUUAGGAAAAACUAUGGACAAUUACCCUGAUAUGCAUAGAACUUAAGUUUCUAUAUUUGAAUGUGUGAACCGGAAAAAAAAUGAUAAUUUCAACGCAAACUUUCCAUCCUCUUAAAUUGCGUUGAAAUUGAAUGUUUCUCUUUUGUAAAUAUUUUUUUUUAAUAUUUUAUUUAUAGGUCGUAAGUGUUUUUAUUUAAAAUAAAAUUUUGUCACCGUU